AUGGCGCCCGCAAAAAAGAAAGCAUGCACCCACCAGACCGUCCUCAUCGACGCGUCAGACUACGGCCGCAAGACAGCCGGCUUCGAGCGCGUGCCCGUGGACAAACGCAUCGCUGCAACGACGCGCUCCGGGAGGGUCCCCGACGGCGGUGCAUCGUCGCUCGGCCCCACCGCCGGCCCGGACGCCUCCACUUUUCCCGGCCCGCUCGUCUUCCCUGACGACGAGCUCGCCCUGCACCCGCGGUACCCCCCGCAGAGCCUGCGGUCGUGGAUCAAUGGCGGGUACCGCAACCCGAUCACGCACGACCGCAAGACGCUGUACGUCGCGGACGUGCCGCGGAUCGAUGACAGCGCGGCGUUUAUGCGGGAGUGGGCGGAGCCUGAUGUCGAGGACCUGGUUGACCCGGCGGAGUUCCCGCGGCUGGAGCAUCCUGACACGAGGGACUUGAUGAAGUACUUGGCGGCGUUUUAUCACCCGCUCGAGGUGAAGUUGCUGCCCACUCCGAUGAGGUUCGUUCGCUGGGAGGCUGGGGGAAAGGCGGACAUGGUCGGGCUGGCGACGGGAACGACGGUGGUGGGCGUGCGGGCGCGGCCGAGCAAGGAUGAGAUUGCAAGGAUGCAGCUGAAUUUGAGCGAUUUGCUGGACGCGCUGAUGGGGGUGGUGCCGCGGGACGCGUAUGCGUGCGUGCUGGUGGUCGCGCAGGAUCUGUAUGAGGAUGAGGAGGACGACUUUUGUUGCGGGCGGGCGUUUGGCGGGAGUCGGAUCUCGGUGGUGAGUAGUUUUAGAUACAGGCCGGUGCUGGAUCUGGCGUUUGGGGUGGAGGUUGGGCAUAUGUGGCCGCUGGCGCAUUGUGCGAGGUUUGUAGAGGGGUUUUGUGAGGAGUUUGAAAAUGAGAAUGGCGGCGGGGAGGAGGGGGGAAGGAAGAGGAAGCGUGGUGGGAGAGCGGUUUUUGACGGUGAAGCGGUACUUGAUCUGAAGAAGAAGCCGCACACGGCUCUGGGUGCUGCGAUUAAUGCUGCGAAGAAGGUUGUCGUGCCGAAGACGAAGGAGGACCAGCGGGGGCUGUGGUUCUCGAGGGUCGCGAGGACGGCGGCGCAUGAGUUGGGCCACUGUUUUGGGAUGGAUCACUGCGUGUACUAUGCGUGUGUCAUGCAGGGCACCGCGGGGUUAGGGGAGGACGCGAGGCAGCCGCCGUAUUGGUGUCCUGUCUGCGAGGCGAGAGUUGUGUAUGGGCUUGGGGAGAUGGGGGUUGUGGAGGGGGGGGAAGGGGGGCAGGUGGGUUGA
This is a messenger RNA of Colletotrichum aenigma, 1284 nucleotides long. It is a transcript of the gene AMZ2, whose product is annotated as Archaemetzincin-2. Bases 1 to 1284 code for a protein of 427 amino acids. The record is from RefSeq and is a predicted model, not a curated record. The transcript has a single exon. Gene Ontology annotation, molecular function: metallopeptidase activity. Lineage: Eukaryota; Fungi; Ascomycota; Sordariomycetes; Glomerellales; Glomerellaceae. Gene Ontology annotation, biological process: proteolysis.